UUUCGACGAGUUCGAACGAUAGACGUGUCGUGACGAAUAUCUGUUUCUUUUUUUUGUACGCUAGUAAAUAUUCUUUUACAGUUUAGAAAGUGUACGACUCUCCUUUCUCUCUUCUUUUCUUUUUUGUUCCGUACCUUAAAGCGUCCUCCAUUAUUUCAUUCGUACCGUUCUUUUUUUUUUCUUACCAUCCGACGUUAAACCAUAACCAGAUACAUCAAUCCUUUGUCGCAUCUCUGUUCUAGGCAAUCGUGGCCUAGAAUAAUCUAACGCCAUAUUUUACGUAAAGUACGUAAAGUAGCGAAUUAGAGAAAAAGAAAAAAAAACACGUCGUAUCGAAUUAGAUCGCCAAGCCGGUGUUUAUAAACUAUUACUGUUGUUAUUAUUGCUAACUACUGCUACCACUACGUUACACUCGUACGUCUUCCUUGUGAUUUUUUUUCUAUCUUUCUACAGCCAGUCUGAAAAGAAAAAAAGUGAUAUUUAUCAAUAAUCCAUCCGAUCGAUAGAUUUUCUUGUCGAAACAUUAUCGUAUACCGUACAACUUGGACAAAGCAACAAUGGGCAUAGAAAAUAAGAUGUCAGAGAAGAAUCUCGAGAUGAGGGAAAAAGCUGCUCGUAUCUGUCGAGAUUAUCUUCAUGGUGUUUGGAAACGAGUUACAGCCGAAAACAUCACCCUUAAACGUAUCAGUGGAGGUCUCAGUAAUUGGCUUUACAACGUUCAGUUGCCAGACGGUGCUGUUCCAAUACGCGGCGAGCCGCGGCAAGUUUUAUUACGACUGUACGGUCAAGUGCAUGGGGAAAGAGCGUUGGAAGGACUUAUCACCGAAUCAGUCAUCUUCACGCUACUUUCAGAGAGGCGGCUUGGCCCAAAAUUACAUGGUAUAUUUCCAGGUGGCCGUAUAGAAGAGUAUAUACCGGCUAGGCCAUUGUUAACUAAAGAAUUAUCCGAUCCGACAUUGAGCUUGAUGAUAGCUGAAAAAAUGGGACAGAUACAUACUAUGCAAGUACCGAUCAGUAAAGAACCAACUUGGCUAUGGAAUACCAUGACCAAGUGGCUCGCCACGGCGACAGAUAUUUUAGAAAAUAUUGAUGAGAUCGAUUCGUGUCAACUCGAGAACGUCUACGUGUUGCGAUCGAUCGAUCUCGAGCAUGAGAUUAAUUGGUUCAGAGACCUUGUUAAAAAAGAAAAAUAUCCAGUCGUAUUUUGUCAUAACGAUAUGCAAGAGGGUAAUAUCCUUCUUCGGCAAAAUUCGCGGAAGACCGAGCUGGUUGUUAUCGACUUUGAAUAUUGUUCCUACAACUACAGAGGUUUUGAUAUCGCUAAUCAUUUCAUCGAAUGGCAGUACGAUUACACAGCGGCGAAAUAUCCAUUCUUCCAUGAACGAACAGGGGCUGGACCAACCAAAGAGCAGAAGCUCGAUUUUAUCAAGAGUUACUUGAAAACAGUCCAGAAGGAAUCUCAGACAGAAGAAGAACGUAUUAUGAUGGAAAUAAACGUAUUUUCGUUAGCCAGUCACCUGUUUUGGGGCCUCUGGAGUAUCGUCAAUGCCAAAUUAUCUGAAAUACCAUUUGGAUAUUGGGAUUAUGCGGUGUGCAGGCUACAAAAUUAUCAAUGUUUGAAAGAAAAAUUAUUAGUAUCUGGACCUCCUACAUUGGAUGAUGCUAUUAGGAAAAAAGUAACGGAUACUGAUUGAAACGACGACGAAUCACUAUCAUCGAGUGAAACUCUCCAUCCUUUAAGGGAAAUUUAAUUUUCAUCAGCCUGAAACAUCAGUAUGUGCAAUGGAUAAAUAUAGGAAACGUAACGGUAAAAAAUAUGGCUGAUAAAAGAGAUUUUGGAUCCAUCAUUGGCAAUGUUAUCAAAAUACAAAUACGAAUCUUUCCAUUUGACAUAUUUUUCAUGAAAAAGUGGAAAGAAUUCACGGUGAAAAGAUGUGAUAUAGUAUAAAUAAGUCGAUCGUUUCAUAAUCUUUUGAGAAAAGAUUAACAGGUAUUCGAAAGUAUAGCGAGGAAUAGGAAAAUUGUCUGUUCGAAAUUAAAAGGAAUGGAUAUUAUAAAUAAAAAUAUGAAAAAAGAUUAAUUAAGGAAUAUAUGCAAAAAGCGGAGAGGAUGUGCACCGCACCAGAACGAUCAUUAAAAUUUAAUAAAUAUGUGUCUUAACUGUUUACAAUGUGAAAGUGAACUUGCCUGCAAAUAAUUGCGCUGUACUUAAAAAACUUAGAUUAUACACGAAUUCACGUUUAUUUUGCAAAAAAAAAAAAAAUAAUAAAAUAAAAGAUCACAUUUUGCACGCUUAGUAUAGAAACUGGUACGGUAGCUUAUUUUAUUAAUUUGUAAAUAUUUCGACAAAAUUCAACAGCAAUAAUUUCUGUUCUUAAUCUGUACAUUAAUAAUUGAUAUGUUAUGUUAGAUUAUACAAACACGUAGAUGGAGAGAGAGAGAGAGAGAGAGAGAGAGAGAGAGAGAGAGAGAAAGAGAGAAAGGAGGGAAGUAAAUAGAAUUGCCACCAUAAAUCAUUUAUAGCAAAAGACAAUUUGGUAGAAUUAAGCUGGACAGAUGAUUUUACGAUCAGUCACAAGUAUCUAUUUGAUGAUGCACAAACAAACGAUAUUCGCUAUAUAAUUAGGAAUAUUUUAAUUAUAUUAUAUUAAAUUAAUACUAAAAGAAAAUCAUUAUCAUAUUUAUAUCAUUAACAUAGUUCAUAUCGUGACGAUGAUGAUGUCCAUUUGUAAAUUUCUUUACUGCUCUCUACCAGUGUUGUAUAUUGCUUCAUAUUUUAUUGCACGAUGAUAAUAUUCGCAUUUUGUUGUACAUAUAUAUAGGGACAGUAUACUAAUAAUGAAGAUUCUUGAACAAAUAUUUGAAUCUUACAUUGUAAAUAUAUACACGUAUAUAUAUAUAUAUAUAUAUAGAUGGAUAGAUAGAUAGAUAGAUAGAUAUAUAUAUAUUUUUAAAGAUGCUCUUUAAAAAUGUUCAUUUUAUUAUAUUAUCGAAAUAUCGAUUAAAUAUAUUUUUUUUAACAUUUCUUAAAUAAAUAAUCAUAUUUUUGCACAUUGGCAAACUAUACGUAACGUUUUUAGCUUAUAUUUUUAAUAGUGAAGAUAAUUUGAAAUAAAUCAAUUUUUGAUGAUACUAUACAUGUGAAUGCGAAGAACAUUAUUAAAUGGCAGAAUAGAUAUUCUUUAUCGUAUGUUUAUAUAUUUUUUAUUUUAUUCGAUCAGUAAGCGUGUUUUUAAAUUUUCUAAAAUUUCGGUCAUUUUAUUCUCUAACAUGUUGCGACGUUUUAUCUCCUCAUUUUUAGCCUGUAACAAAAGAUUGUUGUUAAUACGAAAAAACGACGAACUAUAUAUAUAACUAUGUAUGCUAUGUUUCGAGGGAAGAAACAAUGUCAAUAAUAUUACAUUUAUAAUAA
Vespula vulgaris is the source of this 3412-nucleotide messenger RNA. RefSeq names its product choline/ethanolamine kinase. Lineage: Eukaryota; Metazoa; Arthropoda; Insecta; Hymenoptera; Vespidae. Gene Ontology annotation, biological process: CDP-choline pathway; phosphatidylethanolamine biosynthetic process. Gene Ontology annotation, molecular function: choline kinase activity; ethanolamine kinase activity. The transcript is spliced from 6 exons. The coding region runs from base 558 to 1694 and encodes 378 amino acids. Gene Ontology annotation, cellular component: cytoplasm. The record is from RefSeq and is a predicted model, not a curated record.